UGUAUACACACCGUGCUUCACACACACGCGCUAUACACACGUGCUACACACACACGUAUACGCACGUGCUGCAUUCGCACGUGCUACAUUCACACGCGCCAUACGCACGUGCGCGCUGCGCGCUCUGAGUUGCGUGGGGGUGGGAUCUGCGCAGGUGGCGCAGGGAGAGGAGGAGGCGGCGGUGGUACCGGAGCGAUCGAGUCCGGCUGCUGGUGCCGCUAUUGGUGGUGGAGUUCUCCUUGGAGCCCGAGGCGGUAACGACGAAAGGAAUCCCCGUGUCUUAAGAAGCGUCCGAGAAGAGCGCUCUCAACCUGGUCACCCAUCUCCCGUCCCGUGCCACCCAUCUCCCCGCGUCAUCCCGUUCCUUCCCCUGGUCCCGUCUCUUCCCCAUCUCAUUCCCCCCCACCCCCUCUCUCGUUUCUUCACCCCGUCUCGCUCCGUCUCACUCUAAGUUGCGCGACUCCUCCCAGCGUCUCCCCUGCACAGCCGUGUGCCAUCUCGUUUCACUUUAGCUCACGUCGCACCCCGCUUCACCCUGGGGUCCCGUCGCUCGUCUCUCCCCCUGCCUCCCGCGUCUCCCCGGGUCUCCCCGUCUCCCCCAGCCCGUCUCACCAACGAUCAUUCUCGGUCUCGUCCCUUUCCGCGUCUCCCCGUCUCCCUCCAGCUUCCGACUUACCUCGUCUGCCCCCCGUCUCUCCCCGUCUCCCUCCAGCUUCCCGACUCACCUCGUCUGCCCCCCGUCUCUCGCCGUCUCGCCAUGGGUCCCAGCACCUGCUUGUGGCUGAUGUGGAUCCCUCUCAUCCUGCAGUGCGUGGGAGCGGCGUCGCUGGGAGAGAUGGGGCCGGACUCCCCCGCGGGCUGCGAGGGCGUCUAUCGCGGCAUGGGCGCGUGCCUCCUCCGCUUCGGGGACCAGGUCAACCGGCUGUUCGAGCAUGGCGUGAAGACGUGGCCCGGGGAGCGCAGCGUCUGCACCUACUGGGAUGAGUACCACGAGUGCAAGGCGGAGGUGCUCACCGACUGCCCGCCGGAUGCUGCGCGGAAGCUCAUGUUGCUCCAGCAGGAGCUGGACCGUAUCAACGGCCCCGGCGGCCUCUUCCAGCUGUGCCACGUGCCCGCCGCCAACGCCGGGGCCGCCGCGGCCACCGCGGCGUCGGCCGCCGCCGCGUCCGCCCGCCUCGUCCUCACCAUCGCCGCCGCCGUCGUCGUUGUCCUGAGCCGCGAGCGGUUGUGAGGGGACGGCGCCCCCCACUCCACCCUCCCCGGGCGCUUCUUCCUCACAGUUACACCGACUGACUUCACGCACAACGAGCGUGGCGUCAUUAGCUCCACGCCUGGCCCCGCUUGCCACCCCGAGCCGUGAUCAGAUGUUUUGUGAGGUACAAUUUGUUUCUGGCUCGCACGCCAAAUAGCCAGUGUAGAAAAAAAAAACAAUACCCGUACCCAUGUGGGUGGCAUCUCAAAGUUGCGAUUCGCAUGUGGCCGUUUUUCACUGUGGCGACCGUGAGUAUUAAGGACAACGUCGCUCGGUUGCCAUCUCGUCACUGGGGCGGAUCGCCCAAGAGGCUCCUUUCUCUACCUUUGUGGUCGACCCCACCAGGGCUGGCUCUCGCGAUAAUGGCAAGACCAAAGAAUGCGGGCCUGCCCCCCCCCCCCCUCUUGUUUGUGUUCAAUCGUCGAUGUUGAAAGCAGCUCUUAAAGCAAUGCCUGUAGAUGUGUCUAGGGGCCAUUCAACAUCGGGGAGCGCUGGGAUCAGAAUGUGCAGUUUGCCGCCCUCCCAACUGCCGAGCGUGCGGCAGCUGAAGCCGGCACUGUGUCUCGUGUCUCGCCGUUUAACACGCAUCAUGUAUUGAUGACAAGAGUGAGAUAGCGGCAUUGGCUCGUCGGUUGGCCAAUCACGAACUGCUCAUAUCUUUAUUAUCAUCAUCAUCUUUGUAACUAACUCAGAAAACCAUUGUACAAAAAUAUAUCACGCAAAAAAUUAGAUACCAAAACUUUGAUUUCGAAGUUUGUUUCAUCAACUUGCAAGUUAAAAAUUAAAAUGGUUUUACAUUUUUGGCCCAAAAUUAUGGAGUGCUCCAUAAUUUGCGGGCGGAAGAAGAAAAGACUAAACCUAAAAAAGCAGCUCUAAAGAAGUUUUCAAUUUAAAUCUAAAAGUGGUUUCCUAGUAAACAAUAGACCUACUGCUUCCUGAGAGAUAUAUCCGGAUUUGGUCUGCAAUGGGAAAGUUGGCAACUCGAGUCGUCGCCUAAUGCGAAUGUCAUCUCGUCCAGAAAUGUUUUGCAUAAAAUAUUUACUCAGUCGCACGGGUAAAAUUUGGGUGACAAUUUUCCCUGUGUCACCCUGUCGCACCCUGGCUCAUCUGUAAAGGUCAACAUGUCAGUACCGAUCGGAGUAUCUGGCUUUGGCCUUUGACCUCUCGUAAGCUUGUGCAGAUCCACUAUUUGACAUUUUUAUUGAUUGACCAAAGUGCUUUGCCCGCUUGGUUAUUCCAGGGGAAUUUAAUUCAACGCCGUUUAAAUUCAGCCAGCGGUGGCCGAGCAAAUGCCACAAAUCGCGCUUACAUUUGAGAACCCUGGGUAACCACGCAUGGCUCAAACUCGGAUUGUGGCCAGCCACUUCAGUCGCCUCCACUUGUCCGUGUAACUCCACGUGGCCCUUGUCUCCCUUAGCGAAAGAGGCACUAAAUCUCAACGGGCUCUUACCUGGAGAAAUACAGCGCGUAUAUUAAUAAUCAGCGCGUGGAUGUGGGGUGGGGGGAGGGGUUAACGAUAACAGCACAGCGUGCCGGGGGAAGGCGAAUUAACGAGGACUUUUCUCAUCCCAUUCCCACGCACAUUCCCUGCGCCCCCACAUUAAUCACCGUUAUUUACUUCCAACAUGCAGGUUACUUUUAAAUUAGUUACUUUUAUUAAUUAUAUAGGUGUGGGUGUUUUUUUUUUUCCAAACAGCAUUACUUGAGGUGCCCUCCUUAAUGGAGUGGACCUGCAAAUGGGUGCUGGGUUCAAUUCUGGGUAAAGUCAGCCGAAUGAGAUUUCACCCCCCUCCUCACCCUCGCAUUUGUCACAAUUAAUUGUAGCGGUGGAUUGCGUUACAUUGUCAUAAUUAUGCAAAUGUAUUCAGUUUUUAAUUAACAAUUAGGCACUGCUCUUCGACAUGUUUGUGGGUUGAACCCCGCGUUGAUGUUCAGCGCAGUGUCCCUUGCUGCGCUCUGAACUCCCAGCACGUGGAGCGAAGGGAAGCUCCCAACGGCAGGUGGAGCGAAAUGUCGGACGUCGUGCCGUUUGCAGGUCCGGAGAGAGCCAUAUGGCAGCAGCAUAACCGCAAACAUCUUCAUGGUAGCUGACCACGUGAAUUAUAAUGUAGUUGCGUUAUGGGAAGCUUCAUCAUUGCAGAAUCCCUUUAGCCACGAGAGCACGUCUACCGGAGAGAUGGAUGAAGACCACCCCAUGCCGUGUCUCUAAAUCGCGGUCACGCGAAGCAACAAACCAUCUAGCUCCCGCACACGAGCCCACUUCAUCGUUCCAUCUCUGCGGUUGACGAGCUCUCAAACAUUUCUCUCCAUCACUAGUUUCGACCGCACAUAGCGCUUGUACUAAUUGAAGUGUAACACAUGUUUUUGUUCCUGGGUAGUAAGUGUUAUUUCCUAAUUGCGUAUGCCUCAAAAGGACUUAAAAUGGCUAUUAUUCCCCACAAACUUUGCUUUGUGACCAGGACAGUGAUACUCUGAAAUUUACCUAUUUUCCAGAACAUUCCAGAUAGAUUCAGCGCUGAGUAAACUUGGAGUAACUUUUAGAACAUUCUAGAGCUUUCCAGUAAUAUAAAUAGUAAUAUAAAUACAAGGGCCUUAAGCCCAACAGUUCAGUUUAGUUCUAGCUGCCUAAGUGGAUACAUAUCUGAAUUUUUUUGAGAUGGCAUCAAGAGGCUGCAAACAUCCGGCAGACGCAUUUUGCUAUGCGGCUAAUUUAUCAAGAC
Petromyzon marinus (sea lamprey) is the source of this 3972-nucleotide messenger RNA. Lineage: Eukaryota; Metazoa; Chordata; Hyperoartia; Petromyzontiformes; Petromyzontidae. The record is from RefSeq and is a predicted model, not a curated record.